AUGCGGCAUAUUCACGUCGGGUGUCUUGUGGCAAUGACUUUCUUGUGGGUGGCAAACAGGAUGCAUGCUAAGGAAGGUGUCAAGUGUGGCGGAGUCCUCGCCGCACCAUAUGGCAACUUCUCCAGCCCUAAUUUCCCUGGACUCUACCCCUAUGACACCGAGUGCACUUGGCUCAUAGUGGUCACAGAAGGAUCCUCAGCCCUGUUGACCUUUGACCACUUUGACCUGGAAUAUCACGACAACUGUGACUACGACUACCUCAAAAUCUACAACGGCUUCUCCGAGGACGAGGGGAAUCUCCUGGGAAAGUUCUGUGGCAAGAACUCCCCUCCGCAGUUUACUUCUUCCUGGCAUGUCAUGUCCAUCAUCUUCCACUCAGAUAAGCACGUGGCCAGUCAAGGCUUUUCUGCAGCUUACCGGAAAGAUGUUUGUGGGGGAGUGCUCACUGGCCUUUCCGGCAUGAUAACAAGCCCCGAUUACCCUGAGAAUUACCCCAACAAUGCCGAAUGCCGCUGGAUCAUCCGGGCAGUGCCCAACUCCAUCAUCAAGCUGGUUUUUGCUGACUUUCAGAUGGAAAACAACGAGGGAUGCAAUUUUGAUUACGUGGCCGUCUAUGAUGGGCCCACGAUGGGGGACAUGCAUCUCAGCCACUACUGUGGGAAUAUGAAACCCCCUGAUAUCGUCUCUUCCACGCACGAGCUCCUGUUGGUGUUCAAGUCAGACUUCAACAUAGGAGGUAGAGGCUUCAAGGCCUAUUUUUUCUCAGGCAAAUGCCAGGAAGUAUACACAGCCAUCAAAGGAAAUUUCUCCAGUCCUCAGUAUCCCAACUUUUACCCCAACAAUAUCAAAUGUCAUUGGACCAUCCAGCUCCCCCCAGGAUACCGAAUCAAAGUCUUCUUCCUGGACUUGGCUCUGGAGGGGCGGAACAGCCUAACAGAUGGCUGUGAUUACGACCAUCUGGCAGUGUUUGAUGGAGGCACUGAGAAAGCUUCCCUCCUGGGGAAGUGGUGUGGGAGAGAGAUGCUGUCUCCCAUAACAUCCACUAGAAACAAACUGCUGUUGGUCCUCCACACGGACAGGAAUACGGCCAACAGGGGGUUCUCGGUAGCAUAUAUUGGAGUUGUUCCCGUGAACGUCAGCUGCACGCGAACAGAUUUCCAGAUCCAGAUUCCUGUGCAGUCUCUUGCCCAGCUGGAGAGAAAUAAGAUUUAUUUAGGGACCCCAUCCUGUCCUGCCCAAGUGGUUGGCCUGAACUUUAAAAUACACACCAGGUUCGACACCUGCGGUACUGAGUCCCAGAAAAGAAACCACACGUCUGUGAUUGUCAGUAUCCUGUAUAUCGACUUCUCGGCUGGGAACCAGGAGGAUAUUCAUGAAUAUGAAGUGCAGUGCGAGCCUAAGAGGAAAGAAGCCUCAGUAAACCUUAUCUCGAGCUCUGACCCCUACCGGCUGACCCAGUACGCGGAGAACCUGGUAGAGUCCCACGGGCAGGAUGCAGAAGCAGUGGAGGCCUAUGAGAGCAAGAGCCAGGACACCAGUGACAUUGUCUUCAUUAGCAUCUGUAUUCUUGCCGGUAUCCUCAUGGUGAUUGCUGUGGUUGGACUAGUGCUGCUAUAG
Molecule: messenger RNA, 1617 nt
Organism: Emys orbicularis (European pond turtle)
Lineage: Eukaryota; Metazoa; Chordata; Testudines; Emydidae
Gene: CDCP2
Product: CUB domain containing protein 2
Exons: 6
Coding region: 1-1617 (538 amino acids)
Source: RefSeq, a predicted model, not a curated record